This is a messenger RNA of Rhea pennata, 3695 nucleotides long. RefSeq names its product protein PML-like. Gene Ontology annotation, molecular function: ubiquitin protein ligase activity; zinc ion binding. The record is from RefSeq and is a predicted model, not a curated record. The coding region runs from base 80 to 2446 and encodes 788 amino acids. Lineage: Eukaryota; Metazoa; Chordata; Aves; Rheiformes; Rheidae. Gene Ontology annotation, biological process: protein monoubiquitination. The transcript is spliced from 8 exons. Gene Ontology annotation, cellular component: PML body.
ACGAAACUGUGAAGCAGAAGAAGCUGAAGGGACGGUUGGUCAGCAAGCAGAGGCCCACCAGCGCUGCCCGCGGCUGACGAUGGCUGCAAAAGCCCCCCCAAGCCAGCAGAGCUCAGAGGCUGAGACCCAGCUGCUGGAAAAUGAGUUCCAGUUCGUUCUCUGUGAGGUCUGCCAGAAGGAAUCACCCAACCUCAAGCUCCUCACCUGUCUCCACACCUUGUGCCUCGGCUGUCUCAGUGAAAACAAGCCCUUUGGUCAGUGCCCCGUGUGCCAGACCACCAUCCCGCAGGCCAGCAGCAUCUCUGACAUGGACAAUCUGCUGUUUGCCAGCUUGCAGGCCAGGCUGAGCAUUUACAGGAAGAUCGUUGACAGAGUUGACUUGUUUUGUGACAAUUGCAAGAAGGAGGGCGAGUUCUGGUGCUCUGAGUGCGAGGAGUUCCUGUGCAAGACAUGUUUUGAGGCCCACCAGAGAUAUCUGAAGAGGGAUAGCCACGAAGCCAGGAGAGUGACGGAUGUCAGGGCAGGGUCGGCUAGGGACUUUCUUGAGCACACAAGGAAGACUAGUAACUUAUCCUGCUCCAACACAACUCACAAGAGCCAGACACUAAGCAUCUACUGCAAAAAGUGCUGCAAGCCUAUCUGCUGUGUCUGUGCCCUGCUGGACAGCAAGCACGCGGGCCAGCACUGUGAUAUCAACACGGAGAUCCAGCUGAGGCAGGAGGAGCUGCGCACCAUGAGCCUGGAGCUGAAGCAGAGGAAAAGUGGCUUUGAAGAUGCCUACAAGGUUCUGCAGAAUGAGGCGGCCCGCCUAGAGCAGGUGAGCAGUGAGACUCGGGAGCAGAUCCAGCAGCGCGUGGAGCAGCUGGUGCGGCUGAUCCGGCAGGAGGAAGAGGAGCUGCUGGGGCUGGUGGAGACGCGGCGGGAGCAGGGCCACCGGGAGCUGGUGGGGGAGCUGCAGCGCGUGGAGGGCGUGCUGCGACGUAUGGAGGCCGGCGAGCGGCUUGUGGAGAAGAUGAGCCUCUACGCCACGGAGCAGGAGGUGAUGGACAUGCAGCCCUUCAUCAAGGACUCCUUGGAGGAUCUGCGGAGGCUGCAGCCCACGGUGGCCGGGGGCCGAGUGCAGGCUGCCGGGGAUUUUGCCGAGUGCAGAAGCAGGCUCCAGGCACUGGUGGCACGAGUGACCGGGCAGACAGAAGCUACCUCUGCUCAAGCUACAGAAAAUUCCUGCCAGGUUCUUGCUGCAUCCACCCCUGUGAAGAGGAAAAAUGUUCAAAAUGCAGAUGUUUUGCCAUCACCAGUGAAGGUGAUAAAGGUUGAAAACAAUGACAUUGAAUGGAUGAAUUCAAAAGUCCUACAGAGACAAAGCUCCUUGGACCAGCCUGGAACAAGCUAUUCAGUGUCCACUGUGAGGCACACCACCAGGGAAGAUGGCUUAUUGGAAGACAGGCAAAAUAGCAAUGGUGGGCUGCAUGAUUCGGAUAACGAUCUUUUCUGCUUGGACAGUUUUGAAGAGGACAGCAGCGAUAAUGAGUCAUUGGACUCCAGUCUGCUAGAUGAACCCAACAGCACGCUUGAUGAGAGCACCAGUGAAGAAUGCCUGGGCAUUGCCCCCACCAACCUUGCCGCACUUGACUCAAGACAAGGAUACCUGAUGUUCUUUGAUGUGAAGAUUUUGAAAAAUGAGAUCAUUCAGGUGGCAGUGGUAGACAAAGAGAAAGUUUUCCCAGUCCUGAUUCAGCCAGUGAAAUGUCUGUCUGCCUUGAUGGCCAAAAAUAGCGUCUGCGAAGUUGGCCUGAAAAAUCUGCUUUGCCACCUCAACACUGUUAACAGGCCCAUCCUGGGUGGAUUUGGGCUCUGGUCGCUUCCCUUCCCCACCCUCUUGAAAGCGCUGACAUUUGUGGACAAAAAAGGGGAAUUCAGCUCUGCAGUGUAUGGUUUCCUAGACGUUUUGCCUCCGAUUAAAGAGAAGAUCCCUGGUAGGGAUAAUUACAAGCUGAAGACUUUGGCCAACACUUAUCUCUGGCGACAGCUCAGUGAUUGCAAUGCCAUGGAGACUGCAAGGGCUGUGAAGGAUCUGUACGAGGUCCUAGAUAUUGACCUGGUGCGGGAAUCCAGGCUGAUCCUCAGCUGUGACAGCCUGAAGUGUUUCAUCUCCCUUGAGCCAUUGCUGACUGAGAAACUCCUCACCAAGCCAUCAGCCCAGACACUGGCCCGUCACAACAUUGGCCUCUCCGAGCUCUCAACCUGCUACAGGCAUAACCCGAACAAAGGGCUCUGGAGAGUGUGCCGUCUCAUCAAUGCUCAUCGACACAGCUCCGAAAAGAGAGUCCGAAACCUGAGCAAGAUCAAGGUCUACUUCCAGCGCCAGCAGCAGUCAGCUGAAUGCCAGACAACCCCUGCGGGCAGUGAUUUUCUGGGAACCAUAAAAAGUGAGAAAAAAUGUUGAAAGAUGUCUGUGCCUGUCCAGUACAAGAGUGCAAGACCCUGUCUCUCACUCCUGGAGAAAAUUACCAGCUCAUGUCACUAGCUUUGCAUUCAAGAUUUCCCUCUUACUCCUGCCUGUGGUGAUGGAUUUGGGUUUUGAUACGUGAUAGUUGCUUGCUGUCCUCUCUCAUCUAAACACCUGUGUUAAAGGUGAAGGACUGAGGACACUCGAUUGGCUGGGACAUAUCCUCUGGCUUUGCUCCAGUCUUGAUACCCCGUAGCCUCCUUGUGCCUUAGUUUCCCCUCUGAAUGAAUCAAGCUAAAUAUAGGAAGAAAUCUUUCCAUGAUUCCUAGGGAAGGACGCUGCUUCUUGCAGUUCGUCUUACCACAAAGCCUCUGCUGGAUUGGGGCUUGGGGAGAGAAAAGGAAGAAGGAAGAGGGCAAUGUGGCUGGAAGCGAAAGGGAAAAAUAGCAGGUACUGAAAUUAAUUUAGAAGGAUCAAGGGAGCAAACGAUGUCUGUAGUUCCCUAGGUCAGGGAGAGAAGGAGGAAUGUGGAAGAAGGGGUUAGCAGAGAUAUUGGCCCUUUUUUGACAUGAUCCACACCCUGCUCUGCUCCCCAGCUUGGUAAGGGGUGCCCCCAUCUUGCACAUCCUGCCCUCCCUUAGCCUCAUUUGUCCAACUCAGGGAUGUCCCUGCCUCUUGUAGGUACAACAGCGAGGAGAGAGGGCUGUCCCUCGUGCUCCGCAUGUCAGAGCUGCUCUGUUGCCCCGAGCAGCUGAGCCUUCCUGUGAGCCAGUAUUUGCAAUGUCACUGUGGGAGGAACCAAACCCAGUCAUACUCAGUGGACAUCUUUUGGCCGACAGGAUUCAGUGCCUGACUGGCACAGACUCACCUCUCUGCUCACGCACUCUGGUAUUCGCCUUCUGCCCCGGAGCCAAGUCCCGAAGGAGGACAGUGUGAACACAGGCAAGAAGGGCUUGUGUCAGUCAUUCCUUUGUGUGAGACACCAGAUCCUGGAGAGUGGGGGGGACCAGGCUGAAGAAAGAGACCAAAAUAAAAAUAAAAAUAAUAAUAAAAAAAAAACACAUCUUUUGGUCCAUAUAGUCUGAGAUAUGAACCUCCUAAGCAAGUGUACAGUGAUAUUGUUUUCCUACCUCUUCCCUCGCUUUUCAAGUUCGAAGAUAGACAGAGAAUUGCUUGGUCAGUGAGUGAAUCUCAGUGCUCUUUCUGUAGAGGAUCCUGUCCUGCUUACAGAUGCAGAAAAAAUAAA